Falco peregrinus (peregrine falcon) is the source of this 2050-nucleotide messenger RNA. RefSeq names its product secernin 3 (gene SCRN3). Gene Ontology annotation, biological process: proteolysis. Gene Ontology annotation, molecular function: cysteine-type exopeptidase activity; dipeptidase activity. Bases 53 to 1315 code for a protein of 420 amino acids. NCBI's taxonomy places the organism in Eukaryota, Metazoa, Chordata, Aves, Falconiformes, Falconidae. The record is from RefSeq and is a predicted model, not a curated record. The transcript has 7 exons.
GCCCCGCCCCGCCGCCGCUGAGCCCCGCGGAGCGCCCGCCGCCGCCGCCAGCAUGUCCGCCCGCCCGCCGCCCCGCUCCUGCGACACCUUCGUGGCGCUGCCGCCCGCCGCGGCGGGGGGCCGCGUCAUCUUCGGGAAGAACUCGGACCGGCCGGCGGACGAGGUGCAGGAGGUCGUGCACUUCCCGGCCGCCGCGCACCCGCCCGGCGCCGCGCUGGAGUGCACCUACGUGACGAUCGAGCAGGUGGCGAAGACCCACGCCGUGGUGCUGAGCCGGCCCGCCUGGCUCUGGGGCGCCGAGAUGGGGGCCAACGAGCACGGCGUCUGCAUCGGCAACGAGGCGGUGUGGGGGCGGGAGGAGGUCGGCGACGACGAAGCCCUCCUCGGCAUGGACCUGGUCAGGCUUGGACUCGAGAGAGCAGACACAGCUGAAAAGGCUCUAACUGUCAUAGUUGAUUUGCUAGAAAAACAUGGACAGGGAGGAAACUGUAUGGAGAGCCACAUGGCAUUCACAUACCAUAACAGUUUUCUGAUAGCCGACAGAAAGGAAGCAUGGGUGCUGGAGACAUCAGGAAAAUACUGGGCAGCAGAAAAAGUAGAAGGCGGUGUACGGAAUAUUUCCAACCAGCUCUCUAUCACAACCAAGAUUGACAGAGAACACCCAGAAUUGAAGGAAUAUGCCAAAAGCAAGGGCUGGUGGGAUGGCGAAAAGGAAUUUGACUUUGCUGCCACAUAUUCUUAUGUAAAUACUGCCAGAAUGACCACAUCCAGAGGCCGAUAUUGUGAAGGCUAUAAACUUCUGAACAAGCACAAAGGAUCCAUCACUUCUGAAAUAAUGAUGGAAAUUCUUCGUGACAAAGAGAGCGGCAUUAAUAUGGAAGGUGGAUUUAUGACAACUGGAAGCAUGGUGUCUGUGUUGCCUCAGCAGCCUGAUUUGCCAUGUAUUCACUUCUUUACUGGAACACCAGAUCCUGCAAGGUCUGUAUUCAAGCCUUUCAUUUUUGUUCCCAAUAUUACUCAGUUAUUAAAAACUAGCUCCCCUACAUUUGGUCAUGAUGAUCCAGUUAAGAAGCAACCACGUUUUCAGCAUAAGCCAGAUCGAAGACAUGAGCUCUAUAAAAAACAUGAAAGCGCUGCUGUAGUUAUGGAAACUAUCAAGGGCAAAGGUAAAGAGAUGCUGAAAGAGAUACAGGAGUUGGAGAAACGGAAGAUAAGUGAAAUGGAAUCAAUCCUGCAAAACAGAUGUCUUGAUGUUAACCAAAUGGUUAACCUUUUUUCACAGUGUGUAGAAGAAGAACUCAAAAUAUAUAGCUAAAACUACUAUUUGAAUGUGGUAAAAUUCAGUUUUGUGAUUUAACUUUUUUAAUGAAGUGGCUAUAUAGAUUACAUCCUAUUUUCAAUAUACCAUUUAAUAUGGACAGUUUUAAAAAUGCAGUUUCAUAUUCAGGCCAAACAGCUUCUGGUUGUAUGAAGCAAUGUUGAAAAGGCUCUUAAGAGCUAGGCAGUGGCUUUGUCUCUAGGUGACAUAAAGCUGUCAGCAGAGACUGAUUUUGCCUACAAACAGAUGCAACGAGAACGUAAUAACUUGACUGAAUUGUGGAACAACCCCAUCUCUGGAUGAAGAACUCUAACUCAGAACCCAGUUCCAAUGUACACACAUGUAGCUUUUAUAGUCCAGAUAAUCAUAGCAGAAUUUCACACUGCCUAAAUUAAAAUGGCCAUACUGAAGGACUUUGUAAAAUGUAGAAGCUAUUAUGUGCACUGAAUAAAAAGUGCUAUGCAAGUCAAUUAAAAUUGAUAUUCAGCUGUUUGAUAAAACAGAACACUUUAAGAUACUUUUCAUCUAUGAACCUUCUACUCCUUCAAUGUAAAAUGAGGGUAAGAGUUCAAUGUAUAUUAAAACCAAAUCACAGUUACAAUUUUACCGUGAGUUGUUAAAUCUGAUAACAUGGAAUUCAACAAUGCAAGCAUCCUGCAAGCUACCACACAAUCUUUACUUCCCUAUUUUCCCCACCCUGACAACAAAAAAUAAACUUAUUUGCACACAGUA